Messenger RNA from Zonotrichia leucophrys gambelii, 972 nucleotides. RefSeq lists its product as uncharacterized. The transcript has a single exon. NCBI's taxonomy places the organism in Eukaryota, Metazoa, Chordata, Aves, Passeriformes, Passerellidae. The record is from RefSeq and is a predicted model, not a curated record. The annotation marks the transcript as partial.
CACCAGGAAACACCAGGAACCCGGGAAACACCGGGGAACAAACACCAGGGAACACUGGGAAACAGCAGAGAACGAACACCGGGGAACAAACACCGGGGGACAGCGAGGAACACCGGGAAACACCAGGGAACACUGGGGAACACCGGGAACCCGGGAAACACUGGGGAACAAACACCAGGGAACAGCAGGAAACAAACACUGGGAAACACUGGGGAACAAACACCGGGGAACACUGGGGAACACCGGGAACCCGGGAAACACUGGGAAACAAACACUGGGGAACAGCAGGAAACAAACACUGGGAAACACUGGGGAACAAACACUGGGAAACACCGGGAAUCACCGGGAAACAAACACCAGGGGAACACUGGGGAACACCAGGAACCUGGGAAACACCGGGGAACAAACACCAGGGAACACUGGGGAACCCUGGGAAUCACUGGGGAACAGCGGGAACAAACACCAGGGAACACCGGGGAACACCGGGGAACACCGGGAAACAGUGGAGAACACCAGGAAACAAACACCGGGAAACACCAGGGAACACUGGGAAACACCGGGAAACAGCGGGAAACAAACACCAGGGGAACACCGGGGAACACUGGGAAACAGCAGGGAACGAACACCAGGAAACACCAGGGGACACCAGGAAACACCAGGAACCCGGGAAACACUGGGGAACAAACACCAGGGAACACCGGGAAACACUGGGGAACACUGGGAAACAAACACCAGGGAACAGCAGGAAACAAACACUGGGAAACACUGGGGAACAAACACUGGGAAUCACCGGGAAACAGCGGGAAACAAACACCAGGGGAACACUGGGGAACAAACACCGAGAAUCACCAGGAAACACCGUGGAACACGGGGGAACAAACACCAGGAACACCGGGAAACAGUGGAGAACACCAGGGAACACUGGGGAACACCAGGAACCCGGGAAACACCGGGGAACAAACACCAGGGAAC